GAAAUACUACUUUCCUGAUAGGGUUUGCCUUUUAGGUCAAAGGUUGCUGAAGUCGAGUGAGUGCUGAGCAGAGCUGAACUUCGAAAGAAAGAUGGAGAACGCCACUUUCUCGCCAGUGUCCCGGGUUGCCAUUUGUGGUGGCACCCAUGGAAAUGAGAUGACAGGCAUGUACGUGGUGAGAGAAAUGCAGAGACAGGAGGCAGAUCAGACUGGAUCUGUUUCUAUAACCACCGUAAUAUCAAAUCCACGGGCUGUGGAGGUUUGCAGAAGAUAUACAGAAAGAGAUCUCAAUCGCUGUUUCACAAAAGCCUUGCUGAGUUCCCCCAUCACAGAUUCAACCCCCUACGAGGUGAGGCGCGCCCAGGAGAUUAACGCUCUGCUCGGGCCCAAAGAGAGCCAGGAGGCUGUGGAUCUGCUGUGCGACCUCCACAACACCACCGCCAACAUGGGCAUGUGCCUCAUCUUUUACUCCUUGGACUGGCUCACACUGCACAUUUACAAAUACAUUCAGAGCAACAUGACCUCUGCGCCUGUGAGAGCAUUGCUGAUGAGUUCACCCAAAUCUGAGGCUUACUCCUUGGAGUCAGUGGCGAUAGAAGUCGGUCCUCAACCCAACGGUGUGCUCAGAGCUGAUAUCUUCAACAUGGCGAAAGAGGCAGUGGAUCACACUAUAGAAUGGCUUCAUAAAUUCAAUUCUGGAAGUACUUUUGAAGAAGGUGAAGUGGAAGCAUACACUGUCGUGAAGAGUGUAGACUACCCAAGGGAUCCAACGACCAAUGAAAUUACUGCUACCAUUCACCCCGAGCUGCAGGAUAAUGACUUCAAGCUUCUGCAGCCAGGCGACCCCAUGUUCCUGUCUUUUUCUGGGGAGACGGUGAAGUACGAAGGAGAGGACCUCCACCCUCUCUUCAUAAAUGAGUGUGCUUACUAUGAGAAGAAGAUUGCCUUCCAUUUAGCCAAGAAGAUCACAGUGACCCUCCCGUCUAUAAGUGUGAAGAAGGACUGAGACAACGGAGACAGAAGGGAACCAAGACUUAAUUUACAUACUUCAAAUUAUAAUCACAGAGAUGUGUACACUAUAUGUAUAAUCAUGUUUUAAAUCAUAUCAACAAGAAAAAUGUACUCGCCUGUGCAGUGACUAAAUAUUCGACAGUUGCUGGACAUGAUAACAUGAUUACCUCCUUAUCCUUAUCACUAUACAAUACAGGAGCAGCUGUGCAACAGUGCGAUCUCUGGGAGGCAACAAAGGGUGUUUUUGUAUUAAAUCAGUUUAUUCUGUACUUAAGUGACAUGUAUACAUGCUGGAAUUAUAAUCUGUACCUUCUGUAUAAUAAUUAGACUAUGACAUUGAUAUUUUAUAAACUGUGGCAAAUAUGCAAAA
Messenger RNA from Gymnodraco acuticeps, 1381 nucleotides. RefSeq names its product N-acyl-aromatic-L-amino acid amidohydrolase (carboxylate-forming) B-like. The coding region runs from base 92 to 1006 and encodes 304 amino acids. Gene Ontology annotation, molecular function: aminoacylase activity; hydrolase activity, acting on ester bonds. Lineage: Eukaryota; Metazoa; Chordata; Actinopteri; Perciformes; Bathydraconidae. The record is from RefSeq and is a predicted model, not a curated record. The transcript is spliced from 7 exons.